CAGACUUGUGUUGAUCUCAUUUGAGAACAGCGGUAGGGUCUAUGCUUCGCUCGCGCUUGCCCUCCAAAUCGCGAUAUUUCUUUCGAAGCAUUAAACCAGUGUUUCCUAUGUAUUUAAGAAGUUAGCCAGAAUGAACAAUGCACUCCUUUGCCUUCUUCGAUGGAGCGCCAUUGUCGCAUUUUGUCAAGGCUCUGAAAAAGCGCCAGUAAGCAAGUAUGUGCCAUCUUCUCUGCGCCAUUGGGCGUCUCACUUUACAAUAGAUCUAAACGUGAUAAUUGAUACCGUGCUUGCCGCACGCUUGAAGAAAGAAGGCAUAGAGGCUGGUCAACAUGUAAAAGAGCUCAUAUGCAAGGUGAAUGAAAUGCUCAAACAACUUGUGCCUCCUGGCUCUGUUAACUUAACGAAACUUGCCCAAACUACAGCGGGAGAAGAAGAGAUCUACUUGGAAUUAUGGCCAGACGGGAAAGUAAAAAGUGAAGCAACACUUCGGAGUUACAUAAAACACAUCAAUAUGCGUACACAGCUGUGGAACACAGAUUUUGUGCUGCUCCUAACAGGGCGCAGCAUGACUAAAGAUAAUGAUCCUAAACAGCCUGUGGAAGGGAUCAAAUCGGGACCAGGCGUCUGCGGCAGUAUGACGGGGGCCCUCGUUUCGGACAUAGGAGACGUAGAUCGGACUGCGUUAACGAUCACGCAUGAAUUAUCGCACGCGCUUGGAGCACAUCACGAUGGUGAAGGUACCGCAAGGUCGUGCCCAAACAGUGAAAGACACAUUAUGAACCCUUCUACCAAAGGCAUUGGAAGCACCUUUUCAUUUUGCAGCAAGAAAGCGAUCAAUGCCUUUUUGAAGACUGGUCAAGCUAAGUGCUUGUUUGUUAUAGAGCCAUGUCGACCAGCGGUAGACCCAGAAGUUAAAAAGAGAAGGAAAAGAAAGUGUGAUGAAUUAAAGCGAGAUGGCGAGUACACCUACGCAAGGCAGGGGGGUCGCUUCUGCGUGUAUAGCUGCCUGUUUGUAAACUCGACGACACAUGCUGCGACUAGGGAAAGCUGGCUAAGAGAAGAAGACGGGACCCCCUGCAAUGCCUCCAAUCCUGCACAGAAAUGCAAAGACGGUAUUUGCGUACAAGAGGAAUCCACAACCACGGAAGAUACAGUAGAUUACUAGGUUUCUUUCGGAAAAGUACGAAAAAUGGAGCGACUACGAACUGAUCGCAUUUUGGUACGGCUGAUGACAUUUACGAACGAGUACAUCGUCGCACUUGUGAUCACCCAUGUCACAGUACUUUCGGACUUCUUAAGGUUGCAUUAUCAGAAACCACUCUGUGUAAAACGUAAUUAAAUACAUAAGGCGAUGUAUUUAUUUCG
Molecule: messenger RNA, 1365 nt
Organism: Rhipicephalus sanguineus (brown dog tick)
Lineage: Eukaryota; Metazoa; Arthropoda; Arachnida; Ixodida; Ixodidae
Product: zinc metalloproteinase/disintegrin
Exons: 11
Coding region: 131-1165 (344 amino acids)
Biological process (GO): proteolysis
Molecular function (GO): metalloendopeptidase activity
Source: RefSeq, a predicted model, not a curated record